UGAGGGGAGAUGGCACUGCAAAGUGUGUGUGUGGCAUCGGCGUGCGUGUUGUCAUGUGCCAUUGAACCUGGACAUGUUUUUUUAGUGGACCGGAGCGACUUCCGGCCCAAUCAAUUUGCUCUCUUCAUGGGCCGGAAAGCCCAGAACAAAUCGCCUAACCAAAAACCCUCACCUAAACCUCCACCACCACAAGCCGCUCUCCCAACCGGCGGCGACUCCGGCGACCCCCGCGCCGCCGGCGACCGCGACCAUGCGCCACCAGGUAGGCCUUCUCUCCCGCCUCCUCCUCCGGCGCCACGUACACCGCCGCUCCAAGCCGGCCACCGCGCCACCCCCGCCCCCGCCCCCGACCCCGCCGCGGCCGCCGCAGAAGCCCGAGCCGGUCUCCAUCCACGGGGAGACGUGGCACGACAGCUACGCGUGGAUGGGCGCCCUCUCCGACGCCGCCGCCAUGCGCCACAUGGACGUGCACAUGGAGGCCGAGGAGAAGUACGCCGAGGCCUGCCUCGCCGCGGCGGGCGCCGACCGCCUCGCGCGGAAGCUCCAGCUCGAGAUGGCCUCCCGCCUCGCCUCCGACGCCUGCACGCCGCCCGUCCGCUGGGGACCCUGGCUGUACUACCGCCGCGCGGACGAGGGCAAGCAGUACCCUGUGCUCUGCCGCCGCUCCGCGGCGCUACACAGCGAGUUCAUCUCGUAUAGCGACCCCUCUGCCGGAUUCGACUUCACCGCCGGGAAGCGCAUCGAGCAGAAAUUGGUGGAUUACAACAAGGAGGCCGAGCGGUUCGGAGGAUACUCAUACGAGGAACUGUCUGAAGUGUCCCCAGAUCACCGGUUCAUUGCAUACACUAUGUAUGAUAAAGAUAAGGAUUCCUUCACUUUAAUGGUCAGGGACCUAGUGACAGGAACUCUUUGUGAUAAACCUCGUGCUGACCGGGUCUCAAACAUAUCCUGGGCUAUGGAUGGGAAAGCACUGGUUUACAUUGUUACAAAUGAGGAUAGGAGGCCAUAUCGGCUGUUUUGCAGCAUUAUUGGAUCCAGCAAGGAUGAUGUUCUCAUGUUGGAAGAACCUGAUGAGAAUAUUUAUUUAAAUAUCAGACAUACCAAGGAUUUUCGGUUCAUAACGUUAAAUGUUUUUUCAGACACUCACUCAAAGGUAUAUUUGAUAAAUGCUUCUGAUCCCCUGUCCAGAAUGAGAUUGGUUUGGGAAGGUGAAUCCCAAGUUCAUUGUAUUGUUGAACACCAUCAUGGACGCCUAUAUUUAUUUACUGAUGCUUCAAGAGAAGGCACCCCUGUUGAUUCUCAUUAUCUAAUGCUGUCUGAUGUGGAAUCUCCUGGGCCGAAGAGCUGGAAGGAUGUUUUUCUUGAAGAACCAGGCGUUAUUCUUGAAGAUGUUGACUUCUGUGAUACUCACAUGGUGCUUGUUCUGAGACAAGGCAGAAAGCUGAAGCUCUGUUCAGUAAAGUUACCUUUCCCUGAACACAUCAGAGUACCUGCUCGUCUGUCAGAUUUCCAUCCAUUUGACUUGUCUCUUCCAAAUCAUGUGUGUCAGAUUUUACCUGGCCCAAAUUACGAUUAUCGUUCCUCAACAAUGCGUUUCACAAUAUCAUCACCUGUGAUGCCUGAUGCAGUUGUUGACUACAACUUACCGAAUGGUAAGUGGCGAAUAGUGCAACAGCAAAACAUGCUUCAUGAAAGAACGAAAGCACUAUAUGGGAAUGCUUUUGCUGCUAGUAUGGUUAAGCCAUCUUCAAAAGGAGGUGAUUUGUCAAGUGAGGACUUUGGAGAUUGUGAUUGGAAUGAACUCUCUGAAUACUAUGCUUGUGAGUACUAUGAUGUUCCAUCAAAGGAUGGAGUUUUGGUUCCACUUACAUUAGUAUAUUCGCAAAAGCACAAGCAAGAGGGAAAUCCAGGGUUACUUCAUGGACAUGGUGCUUAUGGUGAGAUUCUGGAUAAGCGCUGGCGCAGUGAGUUAAAGAGCCUACUUGAUCGUGGCUGGGUGAUUGCAUUUGCUGAUGUCAGGGGUGGUGGAGGUUAUGGGAAGAAGUGGCACCAAGAUGGUGCACGUACAAAAAAGAUGAAUUCUAUAUAUGAUUUUAUCUCUUGUGGUGAGUUUCUUCUUGAGAAGGGUAUCAUAAAAGAAAAUAAACUUGCUGGAUGGGGAUAUAGUGCUGGAGGACUUCUGGUGGCUUCAGCAAUUAAUACUCGGCCCGAUUUGUUUCGUGCUGUCGUUUUGAAGGUCCCUUUCUUGGAUGUUUGCAAUACUCUUCUCCACCCUAUUCUACCUCUUACAGCUAUUGAUUACGAAGAGUUUGGAUUUCCUGUGGACCAUGAAGAGUUCCUUUCAAUCAGGAAGUAUUCUCCUUAUGAUAACAUCCAGAAGGAUGUUCCUUACCCAGCAGUGUUUGUGACAUCAUCAUUUAAUACAAGGUUUGGUGUAUGGGAAGCAGCUAAAUGGGUCGCAAAAGUCCGAGAAGUUACUCGCUAUGAUCCAGAGCGGCCUGUAAUUCUCAACUUGACAACAGAUGUUGUAGAAGAGAGCAAGUAUUUGCAAACCAAGGAAUUAGCAUUGGAGACUGCUUUCCUAAUUAAAAUGAUUCAUGAUACAUGAACAUCUUGUUUAUCUCUUUGAAUUUAAACUCAUUGCCCAAAGAUGGGGAGCACAUGUUACAAUGUCAGGCCUCUCUUUUCAGCAAUAGUCUGGAAUCAACUGAUUGGAGAUUAUCUGAGGUACCACACUUCUAUUUCGUACUUUUUUUUUUCUCAGAAUGUCCUGGGGGAAAAUCAUAUGUGCAUAUCCCUACAGUUUAUGAGAUAGUUGCACGCUCACAAUUCAUCAGUCUCAGUUAUAUGGUCUGAUGAUUUGGAAGCCAAAAUUCCUGUCUACUGGAGAUCGUCUGACUCUGAUCAAGUCUGUCCUGUUUGCCUUGCCGGUGCACUACCUCUCGGUGCUUGAGCUGCCACAGUGUUCGAUCAAAGAGAUUAAUAGAAAGUGUCGGGGGUUCCUGUGGAAGGGGCAGGAGGAGGUGAGUGGCGGACAUUGUUUGGUGGCUUGGAAAGCGGUUUGUAUGCCGUUUGAAAAGGGAGGGUUGGGUAUAAAAAGCCUGGACUUCUUUGGCAAAGCGCUUCGGCUCAAGUGAUUGGCUAAGAAGGGUGAGCAGCAAGACCGGCCUUGGACAACAGUUGCGACUGUGGAGCCGAAAGAUCUGAGAGACCUCUACUACUCAGCAUCACGGCAAGAGGUAGGAGAUGGAAAAAACACGAAGUUUCGGCUUGCGGACUGGUUGCCAAUGGGAAGCAUAAAAUCGAGGUUCCAGUUGAUUUUCAGCCAUGUGGAACGCACCGGCUUGACAGUGGCUCAGGGGUUGAGGAACCACAGGUGGGUGUGUGACAUCAAAGGUGCGCCAUCUAAUCGAGCCAUCGGGGAGUAUUUUCAGAUUUGGGAUGCAGUCCAGGAGGUGCAGGUGCAAGGGGGAGAGGAGGAUGUGACUGUUUGGAAGAGGGCUGCAAAUGGGAAGUUCACCCCUGCUUCGGCUUACGAACUGUUCUUCAUGGCAAAUACAGAAGCGAGAUGUGGCAGUCUGAUUUGGCACACUAGAGAACCUUCCAAAGUGAAAUUUUUUAUGUGGUUGGCCGAGAGGGAGGUGUCUCACGGCCGACAAUCUCACCAAGCGAGGAUGGCCACACCAACAAUCCUGCCCCCUCUGCAUGAGCAAUGACGAAGAUUGCGAGCACCUCUUUGUCUCCUGUCCUUACACUUCAAAUGUCUGGAGAAAGAUCAAGGGUUGGAUCGGUGCCGGGUUCCAGCUGCCGGCAGAGCUCGGAUUGGACCUUGGAGAUUGGUGGUUGGAGUGGUGGCAGGUCUUUCAAACCAGCCAGAGGAGCGCAUUUGACACUUUAGUGCUGCUGGUCUGUUGGAUGAUUUGGAAGGAAAGAAACGCUCAGAGCCGAACAGCGGGGUUCCUGUUUGGCGCAAUUAAAGAUGAAGCGGCAAUCUAGAAAGAAGCUGGGGUUUUCAAUGUUUUAGGAGAGUAACAACCUUCUGUAACUUGUUUUUCUUUUAGGAAGUUGCUGCGAUGGCAACAUCCUUUCACUUCGACAGCCUCUUGUCGAAGUCUGAAACUUGUAUAUGUGUAAAUACCCCUUUUCUUAAGUAAAUUUGGUCCGCCUAUCUUAGGCCGGCCUGGCUAAAA
Molecule: messenger RNA, 4190 nt
Organism: Oryza sativa Japonica Group (Japanese rice)
Lineage: Eukaryota; Viridiplantae; Streptophyta; Magnoliopsida; Poales; Poaceae
Biological process (GO): proteolysis
Molecular function (GO): serine-type endopeptidase activity
Source: RefSeq, a predicted model, not a curated record